Symbiodinium pilosum is the source of this 426-nucleotide messenger RNA. Lineage: Eukaryota; Dinophyceae; Suessiales; Symbiodiniaceae. The record is from the annotation of a GenBank genome assembly.
AUGGUUGAAUCCUUACCAGACAUCAGUGUACCUGAGGCGUUGUAUGCCUUGGCGCGAGCGCCAUGCCGGACCAAACGAGCGGCAUGUGCAAGAGCACUGACGAGCAUUGUAGCUGGUGAGGUGCAGGUGUUGGAGGAGAUUCUCGAUGAGUCCCAAGGGAAGCACCCGGAGUUUGGAGGCGUGCUGCCUGAUGGCCGCGGUGUCCUGUCGGUUGUGCUGGAAGAUUUGGCUUGCCAUACCGUAGACGACACCGAGGCGUUCGCAGAUUUACUUCUGCAAUGUACAGAUUUCGAUGCCAAUUGGGAUGACAGUGAUGAAUGGAACACUUUGACUUUGCAAGCUGUUGACUACUUGAGGCAGGAUCUGAAAGCAGAGGCUUUUAUCCUUGUCGCAGAGUCCAGCAAAUCCUCGGUGGUGCGCGAGAAG